AUGAGUUUAAAUACAAAAUCAUCCAGCAGAAUCAAUGGGUGGUCGUUGCCAAUUCAUCCUUUACAAUGUCUAUCCUGGUUCGCUACUGCUCUGUUCUCGAUAAUCUACUUUGGAAUACUCGUCCCAUCUAUCGUCAUUCGAGCCAGAAUUCCUCUUUUUACUAUCAAUGCCGUGUGUAUUGCUGCUUAUAUUGUUCUUAAUAUAAUUGCGGUGAGUAUUAAUCCAGCUGAUACAGCUGUCAGAGAAAAACAAAAAUCGCGUGGAAAUAAAGUUUCCUCUUUGGAUCCUAAACAUGUACAUGUGAUUGAGAACUUUUAUUGUAAUUUGUGUGAGCUGCCAAUCUCAAGUUCCCGAACAAAACACUGCAAAAGUUGCAACAAAUGUAUCGCUGAUUUUGAUCAUCAUUGUAAAUGGCUUAAUAAUUGUAUAGGUAGUCGCAAUUAUACAUAUUUUGCUGGGAUAAUCACAAUGGCUUGUCUGUCACUUAGUAUAUCCACGAGUCUUUCUCUGUCCUUGGCUGUCGCAUAUUAUUCAGAUCGUCCAUAUGGAUAUUGGAUACAAGCAUAUCAGGAUUACUGGCAAACAUUCACCAAUGGGACCAUUGAACAUCUAGAUUAUUUAAUAAACAAUGAUGGAGUUUUCCGCAUAUUCGGUUUAAAUUCAUCUGGAUUGGUUUUCUUUAUAAUCGCUAUUGCUGGAUGUUUAUUUACUUUUUGCAUUGAUGCCUUUUUGGUGCAUCUAAUAAUCUUUCAUAUAUACUUGUAUAUAAAAGGUAUGACAACAUAUGAAUUUAUAGUUUUACAACGUCAAAAAUCUAAUCCAUCUACUGAAAAUCAAACAUCUAAUAAUGUGGAUCAAAGUAAAAAGAAAAAUCUAUUCUGUAGUAUUAAAUAUAUUGAUUUAUGUGAAAAAGAAGAUAUUGCUGAAAUGUCAUCACAGAGUCAAUCAAAUGGACCAUUUACUACAAGUAGUAAAGUUGUUUUAUCUUUACCAUCCACUGGUAAAUCAUCCGAUCAACCAAUUGUAACAGGUGAUUUAGCCAAUAAUAGCAGUAGUAUUUGCUCAGAUAGACCACAAACUAUCUCUAAUAGUAAAAUAUUUUCAGAUGGAAAAGAAUGUCUGCCUUCUAUUUCAACGUUUAAUUUCAUAUCAGAAAGUACACAACGAGAUAAUCCGGUAUAUUUAUCGUCCCUAGGCAAAAAUUCUGAUUUACCUCUUGAUGUAAAUAAACGUGAUCUAACACGGGUAGAUAGUGAUGUUUCACAAGAUUUGAGUUAUUAUAACACUAGUGGUGAUGAGAUUCUCAGCACAAGAGCAAUCACAGACGAAAUUGAGUUGAAGUCAAUCAGCCCAAGUGAUGAACUUGUUUCAUCUGAACGAAUCACCGACUCUACUAUUACACAAUCCAAUAGUACAGAAUCUACAAAUACACUUACAAAAGAGGAUGAUAGUUCAGUGAUACCUAAGGUACCUCCAGUAUUACGAAAAACAUAG
Messenger RNA from Schistosoma curassoni, 1494 nucleotides. Lineage: Eukaryota; Metazoa; Platyhelminthes; Trematoda; Strigeidida; Schistosomatidae. The record is from the annotation of a GenBank genome assembly.